Messenger RNA from Megachile rotundata (alfalfa leafcutting bee), 2085 nucleotides. Its product is annotated as SET domain-containing protein SmydA-8. Lineage: Eukaryota; Metazoa; Arthropoda; Insecta; Hymenoptera; Megachilidae. Gene Ontology annotation, molecular function: protein binding. The record is from RefSeq and is a predicted model, not a curated record.
UUGUUUACUAGUUAAUUUUCGUAUUUUUGAAUUAUUCGUAAAAUAUUUAUCACGAAUUAACUCUUUUGCGAAAUAGAAUGACAUGAAUGCUCAUAAAUUUGUGAAGACAUUGGAAAAUGAAAGUACUGCGCAUAAAUCUGAGAAAACAUAAAAAAUACUUUUAUUUUUCGAUUAUCCUGCGAACUAAUCGAAAUGCUUGGACGUUUCUACACAUUUCGAGAUCUUAAAAUAGACCGGCUAGCUCAAUGCGAAGACUUCUAUAUUUUCAACGCACAGUCGAGACUCUUCGCGAAAGACGAUUCAGAUCAUUGCUUUGGCAGUGUUUGUGCAUAGUAUAUUUUUAAUAAGACAAUUGGUUAUAUAUAAAGGACCGUACAGAUUCAAUAUUCAGUGCAUUUGUAUCUUUUCACGUUCGUGGUUCGUGGAAUUUUAUUCGAGUGUAAAAAGCACGCAUCGGAAACCGAUUAUUAACACAGAUUAAACAUUCAUUGAUCAUGUCUCAACAGAGCUCGGGCGCUACCACAAACCAGGAAGUGAAGAGUACGGAGAAGUAUAAAAUUCUUAAAAAUGAUAAAGUAGGAAGAUUCAUGGUAGCUAAUAAAGACUUGCAACCGGGCGAAGAAAUCGUCACCGAAAUGCCCUUCGUCGUCGGACCGAAGGCAUUCACAUAUCCGUUGUGUCUUUCGUGCUACGCUCCAUGGCCUCCGUCACUAACCGAAAAACCGCUUUGCUCAAGAUGCGGAUGGCCUGUUUGCUCUACUGAAUGUGAAAAUCAACCGCAACAUAAAGAUUACGAGUGCCAGAUAUUUGUGCAAGCAAACGAAAAGUUCAACGUGCAAGCGGCUCUAGAAGAAGCGAACGAGAACGGUGUCCCACAAUUAGAGUGCAUAACACCGUUAAGACUGCUCUUAGAGUCAGAAAAGAAUCCCGAAAGAUGGAACAACGAAGUAAAGAACAUGGAGGCGCAUAAUAAAAUAAGAAGUCAGAAAGCACACUGGAAAUCGGAUCAGGUGAAUGUAGUGGAAUAUUUGAGGAAUCAACUUAAACUCGACAGAUUUUCGGAGGAACUUAUUCAAACGGCUUGUGGGAUUUUGGAAAUCAACACCUUCGAAGUUCGAACAUCGAGAGGCUACGGCGCGAGAGCACUAUAUCCGACAGUUGCUCUAAUGAAUCAUUCAUGUGUCUCGAAUACGUGUCAUAGCAUUUCACCUACAGAUUACAGAAUACGAUUGCGUACGACAGUGCAUGUUCCACCAAGCGGUGAACUUUAUGGAAGUUACACUCAUUCGUUAUAUCCGACGAUGCUCAGAAGAGAACAUCUUCUCGAGGGAAAACAUUUUGCAUGUGCUUGUGCAAGGUGCUCGGAUCCUACUGAACUUGGCACACACAUGUCUUCAUUGAAAUGUAACAAAUGCGACAAUGGAAUUGUUUUGUCUCUAGAUUCUUUAGAUCCAGACAGUUCAUGGAAAUGUACUCAUUGCGAAUUUUCAACAUCAGGACCAGCGGUCCGAAAAGUAUUGAAAAUUAUACAGGCGGAAGUUGAUGCUGUGGAACAAAUAAGCGGUGCUGAUGGAGCUGAUGCUAUUCAAGAAAGAGAAACUGUGAUGAAGAAAUAUCGCUCUGUUUUGCAUCCUCGACACGCUUUUCUUACUAUGUUAAGACACUCAUUAACGCAAAUGUAUGGUCGUGUCGAUGAAUAUCUCCUGGACGAUUUGCCGGACGUCGUAUUAGAACACAAAAUCGAUAUGUGCAGGUUCCUACUGCAAGUGUUGGACGUCAUUGAGCCUGGUUAUUCUCGUAUAAGAGGAAUGACAUUAUACGAGCUUCAUGCACCAUUGUUGUUUGUCGCGAAAACGCUAUGGAACGCCGGAGUAAUCGACGAAGCUGCAUUAAAAUCGAAAAUGAUAGAAGCUUCGAACAUUUUAAAAGAAGCAGCGACGAUCUUAUGUUUGGAACCGCCGGAUACGCCCGAAGGCGAAAUAGGUAUAGUCGCAAAAGAGUCGUUAGCUCAACUUGAGGAGUCGAUCAAUAAUUUAUAAAUAAUUUCUCUAAUUACAUAUUUGUAUAAAAGUAUUUAUUUAAUAC